AUGGGUAUCCUCUUUACCAAGCUUGGGAACGUUAUUGGGCUCUUUUGCUCCAAACGGAAGGCGCGCAUUCUUUGCCUGGGGCUGGACGAUGCAGGCAAGACAACAGUCCUGUACACGCUGAAGCUGGGGAUUAUGGACCGGUACUCAAUUCCCACCAUUGGCUUCAAUGUGGAGACCGUGCGGUAUCGCAACAUCAGCUUCGAAAUGUGGGACCUGGGCGGGCGGCAGCAGCGGCAUCUGUGGGGCCACUACUUCCAGGGCACGCCGCAGGGCCUCAUUUUCGUGGUGGACAGCCAGGACCGCGCGCGCGUGCAGGAGGCGCGCGAGGUGCUGCACGCCGUUCUGAGCGCUGAGGAGAUGCGCCACGUGGCCGUGCUCGUCUUCGCCAACAAGCAGGACCUGCCCAAUGCGAUGACAGCCGCCGAGCUGAGGGACGAGCUGGAGUUGUUCUCCAUCCGGCAGCGCAGCUGGUUCGUCCAGAGCGCGCGCGCGCGGACCGGGGAGGGGCUGAACGAGGGGCUCGACUGGCUGGCGGGGCACCUGCCCGAGAAAGACGAGACCUAGACUCAACGGAAAGCGUAUAAUAUCAAGAUGAAGAGAAGCUUUGCCAGAAUAGCUGCAAAGAGUACGUCUUUUAUUCUCUCAAGGUCUGAUUUGAGCCUUUUGUAAAAGAAGUUGGAGUUGCACAUGUACAAACGAUCAGCCCCUGUAGAUUGUCAGAUCAUGACGUUUAGCGCACGAGACAAUUGGACUAGGAACUUCUGCAAGAACUGUGAAAUGAAUAGGAUGCAUGAAUGGCGUCAGUUGAACGGUGGCAUGCCACAGCCCUUCAUUUCCGAGGACCUUUUCCCGGACAUCCGCGAUCAAACAGCGUUCAGUAUCGAGUGCUUAGUCUUUGCUGAUUGUUACCUUGUACCAAUACGUACUCGAAAGCUCAAGAACUGGCUACGGACAUAUAUACUACGUAAAGGCAAGUUCGAAGCUACAAAUGACACUUCUCUGGAUUCGCGUAUAAGUUAUCAACCAGUUGGCGGCAGGCUAAAUUAUUCAAUCUAAUGAA
Molecule: messenger RNA, 1060 nt
Organism: Klebsormidium nitens
Lineage: Eukaryota; Viridiplantae; Streptophyta; Klebsormidiophyceae; Klebsormidiales; Klebsormidiaceae
Source: the annotation of a GenBank genome assembly